This is a messenger RNA of Chenopodium quinoa (quinoa), 6594 nucleotides long. Its product is annotated as cytosolic sulfotransferase 5-like. The record is from RefSeq and is a predicted model, not a curated record. NCBI's taxonomy places the organism in Eukaryota, Viridiplantae, Streptophyta, Magnoliopsida, Caryophyllales, Amaranthaceae. Gene Ontology annotation, molecular function: sulfotransferase activity. Bases 2511 to 3548 code for a protein of 345 amino acids. The transcript has a single exon. Gene Ontology annotation, cellular component: cytoplasm. Gene Ontology annotation, biological process: sulfation.
UUCGUUGCUUAUUGCGAAAUGUUUUUUUAUUUUCGUUUUUAAAUUAUGGUGGUAUUUGUAAAUAAUGUUUAUUACAUAAUAUUAUCAUAUUCUUUAUUAAUAUCUUUUUUAACAAGAUGUUCUUUAUUAAUAUUACAGAUGUUCUUUAGAUAAAUAAAAAGUAAUAACAUUUAGUUGUUCUCAAAAACAGGUAUAUGUUCUUUACAAAAUAGUUGUACGUUCUUUACAAAUUAGGUACAUGUUCUUUCCGCGUUUUUUGUAUGUACCAAGCAUGGUACCACCGCUUGUAGCUUAAAAUUUUCAUACUUUGUCAUGUUUUUAUUGGCUACAAUAAUGGUGCCAUGUUCCAUUAGAAUUCAAUUUAUAUUUGACUCCUAAUUUUCUCCACUUUUUUGAUAAUGUGUCAAAUUUCUAGUGGUAUUUUAUGUAGGGACAACAUACAAUAAUUGUGUGUCAAAUUUCUUGUACAGUAAUCUUUAAUUUCCAUCUUUAAAUCCUUAAUUAGUAAUUAAUUCUCACGCUAUUACCGUAACAAUAUUGAAAUUUCCAAUUUAAUACUCCCUCCCACUGCCCACCGGUCCACCUUCCUCUCUAAUUCAAUGUUUUUUUUUUUUUUUUUUUUUUUUUUUUUUUUUUUUUUUUUUUUUUUUUUAUAAAUAGCUCUAAGUCAAUGGUCAAUUAUGAGUAUGGAGUAGUAUUUUCUUACUCCUUGAAUUACUUCUAAUUGAAAGAGAUAUUUAAUUUUUUUGAUUAUAUGUAUCAAAUAAAUCCAAAUUUCUCUAAUUGGAUUACUCUAUUUUUACUCGGUUAAAGACCAAAAUUCAUUCAACGAGGAAAAUCAGUCAUAUUUCCUUACUCAUAUAUGAGGUAGGUGUAAUUUACUACUUUUCCCCCCUAAUAUUACAUAAUGUAAUUUCAGUUUUUUGUGAUUUGCUCUGAGUUUAUUGUUACAUUUUUAAAGUGGAAAGUAAAAGAAAUCGGUUACAUGUAACUUCGAUUAGCGGCAAUGGGGUUUUUAAUAUGGAGUAUUUGGAAUUUGAACAAUUGGUAAUGUUUGUAAUUUGUUGAUUUGUGUGUUCUAGGUAGGGGUGUUCAAAUCCGGGUACCCGGAGUUUCGGGUACUUGAUAAGUUGUCCCAUGUCCCAACCCGAAUAAUCCGGGUAACCGGGUUAUUCGGGUCGGGACAUGGUACCCGGAUCUCUUUUUGGUUUUUUUUUUCUUAAUUCCAGAUUUGCAGAUUUAUAGCCCCCUCCAAAACUUCUGCCUCAUCACUAUCAUCAGAUCUUUGGUUCCCAACUGUUUCAUUUGAAUUUGUCACCAUCAAGUCAUCAGAAUCUGACAUUUUCUGGUAAAAAAACAAACAUAUAUACAUCAAUUCAAGAUAUAUACUGUGAGACAAAUCAGUCCAUACAUGCUAAUAUACAUCAAAAACUUACAGAUUAUACAACUAGUCCAUACAUGUUAAUAUACAAGGAAUAUACUGCAUAUAGAAAGAUUAUAAAAGAAGCAAAUAAAGACAGUGAGACAAAUCCUCAUGCCAUACAUUUUAAUAAAGAUUCAAGACAAAUCCUCACGCACAUAAUCUGGUGAGUGGUGUGACAAAUCCUCACGCACAUAGCAAAUUCAAGACACAUAUCAACAUUCAACAGUCAAUUUUCCAUGAACAAACGCAAUACCAUGAAUUUGAGCACGAAAUACACUACAAAUUUUGUACAAACGCAAUACCACGAUAAAUUGUUUCCACAAUUAGCACGAAAUACACUAUCAAUUGGAUUACCACAAAUUACAACGAAAUUAAACUUGCAUGAGAAUAGAAAUUACCUAAGAUUGAAGGCUUAAACUCCCUUGAACUCGAGUGAACAGGAGAAGAAGGAAAGCAGAUCUAAGAGAGAGAGAGAGAGAGAGAGAGAGAAGAAGAGGCGAAUUUUUUUUAGCCCUAAUCCGUGAACUACUGAACUGGUAGAGUGGAAAUGUGGAAUCAGUAUGGGUUGGGCCUUUGCGGGAAUGGGGGCAAAUUUUUUUUUUAUUUAUUAUCGGGUAUUCGGGUACCCGAUAAAAAUAAAAUCCGCCCAUGUCCCGACCCGGAUACAAGGCCAUUUUCCCGGGACGGGUACCCGACCCGAAAAAACAACUUUUUUGCCAAAAAUUCCCACCGAGUAUUUUCCGGGUCAUCGGGAAAUCGGGUCGGGACAACCGGAACACCUCUAGUUCUAGGUGCAGUGCACUAUUUGUUUAAAUAUUUUGUUUAUUUGUUUUUUUGCUUCGAUUAAUUUUUUUUUCAUUGUAGUAUAAAUUCCAGUCUAAAUUACUUCUUGUAAAUGACAUCUUUGUUAUUAGGGCCCAAUUUUUAGAAUUAGAACAGGGCCCCAAAAAGUUUAGGACGGCCCUGUAUAUGUACAUGUACAUGAUGCAUGUAUAAUGUAUAUAUACAUCCAUUAUGACAUUCAUGUACAUAUAUAUAUAUACAUGUCAUAUAUGUAUAAGACCAUGAUCAUAUAUAAAACUAUGCAAUGGAGCCUGAGAAACCACAAAAAACCCUCAUAAUGGAAGAGUUAGAAGAUCAUUUACAUCAACUUGAAACUUCACUCCCAAAGGAAUUAUGGAUGGGUGCUUUCCCCAUAUUUCUAUACCAGAAUUAUUGGUGCCCCUUUAGAAGACUUAAACCAUCAAUCUUAUUUCAAACCCAAUUUGAGGCAUUUGACACUGAUAUCAUUCUAGCUAGUCUCCCUAAAACCGGUACAACAUGGCUGAAAUCCCUCCUCUAUACUAUUGUAAAUCGGAAUAUUUAUUCUGAUUUUAACAAACACCCACUUCAUAGUGAAAAUGCUCAUAAAUUUGUUCCACAUUUCGAGUACACAGUUUAUGUUAACACUAGUGAUGAAACCCUACCCAAUUUAGCCAAAUUAUCCCCGCCUCGACUCUUUGCCACACAUAUAACUUAUUUCUCACUUCCAAAAUCAAUAAAAUCCUCAAAAUCUCGAAUAAUUUAUGUAUGUCGAAAUCCUUUGGACACUUUUAUUUCGUCAUGGCACUUUUACCCUCAGGUAGACCUUCACAAUAACAAUGAGCAAGACCAUAAUAUGAUAGAGGAGCAUUUUGGUAUGUUUUGUGAGGGUAAAUUCCCAUUUGGUCCUUAUGAUGACCAUGUACUUGGUUAUUGGAAGGAGAGUGUGCAAAAUCCAAAUAAAUUGUUGUUCAUGGAAUAUGAAGGGCUAAAGGAGGACCCGAAGGCCCAUGUGAAAAAGCUCGCGGAGUUUGUGGGUUACCCGUUUUCGGAGCAGGAGGAAAACAAAGGUAUCAUAGAUGAUAUAAUCAAACUUUGCAGCCUUGAAAGUUUGAAGGAAAUGGAUGUGAAUAAGAAUGGUAGUUAUUAUGGGUUUUUUGAGAACAAAGCUUUGUUUAGAAAAGGGGAAGUUGGAGAUUGGACUAAUUAUUUGAGCCCUACGAUAGUUAAAAAUUUUGAUCAAAACAUCCUUGAAAAAUUCAAGGCCUCUGGUUUUUCUUCUAAGUACUAUAAACCCUUUAAUUCAUAUGAAGCUCCAAGGUAAUUAAGAAGGUUGAUGGUUUUGUUUUCGGUCAAUGUGCAUAUCAAUUUGUUGAAUUGAUUUAUUUCACUUAAUAUAUUUUUAUUUUCUGUUUUGUUGUUGUUUUUUUUACAAUAAUAACUAGCUAGUGUGCGACUCUGGAGAGAUAUAUUGUUUUAUAACUUAAUAAUGUGUACACUUUACACAGUACAUUGUUGAUAGGAGAGUUCAGCUUUAAUUGUAUUUUUAACGAGUAAUUAUUUUAUGCAGUUUGGCUUUCUUGGAUCAAUUUUAAAUAACAUUGUUCUUAAUUAUAUUUGGAUGAUCAUACCAAAAAUUAUGCAUGCAUAUGUUUUUUCCUAAGAUUCAAAAAAUUUACACAACAAAACCUUUGAUCAUUAACUUAUUAUGUGACAUAUAUUAUGACAUAGCAAUGCAAAGACGUAAUUAUUCACAUCUAUAAAUUAAAGUAAUUUAGAAUUAAUUUUGAACUUGUUUAAUCAUCACUAUUCAGAUAAAUUAUUUGAACUUGUCUUAUCAUCACUAUUUUAUUACGGCCUACUAAGAAGAUUUGUGGUACAUAAAUAUGAUUCCAGUACAUGACUAUGGAGUAUCUGAGAUUAUGAGAAUUGCGCAAUUUUAGUUUUACGAAGUUAAAAUUUUGUGUUGAAUAAUUUUGAGAAUUAGAGACAUAAUUCAUGUUAAUUAAUUAGUUUACUUAGGCAAAGGUGUUGUAAUUAAUUAAUAAUUAAUAAAGAAUAUUAAAGCAAAUAUUACAUUGAAGGAAGCUUAGAGCUCUCGGCAACGAGAAAACUCUGUUUAUAGAAGACAUAGGUUGCUGCCUCUGUUUUGUUGCCUGGUCAGCCGCCCGGUCAGGGGUGGUGCUCGCUGACCGAGUGCGAGGGUGGCUUAUCUUCUCCGCCCCCCGAUUGGGCAGCCAGCGCUAGAUCCGGCGCGAGAAGGAAAGCAAUUUUACGGAAAUCUGAUUUCUAGAAUUUGGGGUAGCUGCCCGAUUGGGCCACAGCCGCCCGAUCAGGCACGAGACAUUUCUGAAUUUGACGCUGAUAACCGCCUAAUCGAGCGGUGGCCGGCCCAAUCAGGCGCGGGUCUUGAAGUUGAUUUGAAUCGACGGUUUUUCCUUUAAACUGUUGGUUUUGUCAGUUAUUUUCGUGGCUCUUGGCUGAAUUUUUGCUUCAAUAUAUAUAUGCUCUAUGAACAUAUCUUGGAUAACUUGAGAAAAAUAAUCAGAGAUUUAUUUUUCUUGAAACCUUUUGCAAUAUAUUUAUCAUCAUCAUAAAUCCAAAGGCUUAUCUACAUUUUAUUGUAAUCAUCCUACUUGUGAUUACAAUUGAUCUUCGUUGUUUCUCCUAGGUGAAUUUCCGUGUAAACCCGGUUGUAGUAUAGGGUCGGAAUUAUACUUUUGGGAAGCCUCGAAGUUUUUCCAUUCUAAUUUGUUUUUGCUUUUCUUUGUGACCCUUAUAAACACAAAAUCCCCAACAAUCCAAAAGUAUAAUCCAACAAAGAUGGCAAAUGUUAAGGAAUUGAUGACCAACAUUCAAAAGUUGGACAAAUUCGAGGGUGUUGAUUUCCGAAGGUGGCAGAAGAAGAUGCAUUUCUUCUUGACUACAAUUGGGGUGGCUUAUGUUCUUGCUACUCCGAAGCCCGAGGAGAAGGAGGAGGAAACUUGGGAUGAAACAAGGAAACACAACAAGUGGGAGAAUGACAAUUACAUUUGUUGUGGCCAUAUACUCAAUGGUAUGUCUAAUGAACUCUUUGAUAUCUAUCAGUUUAAUGAUUCUGCUAAGUCUUUAUGGGAUGAAUUAGAGGCUAAAUAUAUGGCUGAAGAUGCUUCUAGCAAGAAGUUUCUUGUUAGUAAAUUUAAUAAUUAUAAGUUGGCAAAUUUGUAAAAAAAAAAACCUUUUAAAUGCACUAUUUUGGGAAAAAAAAAAACCUUUUAAAAGCUUUUUUGUAAAAGAAAACCCAAACUCAUCUAAUUUUUGUUGAAGACAACCUAAUACCUCUAAUUCACCUAAUUAACCACUAAUUACUUCUAAUUACUCUCUAACUAUUUAAUAAUAAAAUUAGUUUUUAAAUAAAGAAAAAAAAAAUACAAACCACCAUGUCCACCACCAACCAGCCACCUACUCCCUUUCCCCCUCCCCUAGCAGUAGCCCCACCGCCGCCUAAGCCACCAGAAUCGUAGCCCCCAUUCAAGCCAACCACGAAAACCAGGCCACCCCAGCCACAACCUACUACCAGCUAGCCCACUCCCGUCGUCAACCACCACCAAGAAAUAAACCGCCUUACUCCCAUCGCCAUCCCACCACGAAAAUACCCACACCCAAGAAACCGCCUUGGAGGUUGAAGUGCUCCUCGCAAAAGAAGUCGGGGAGGGCAAAGCUUCCGCAAGGGCCCUCCUCUUCCCGUGGAAGGAGGAGAGAGAAAUUCAUGGGGAAAUUAAAGUCUUCAAUUGAUAAAUUAGGGUUUUGUGAGAUAAUUUAAGGAAAUUGAGAUGGAGAAGCCAUUAAUAACCAUGAUUGAGCUAGGAGAGAGAAAGAUGAAAUUAGGAAUUUUUGGAGGAAAUUGAUGAAGAAGAAAGGAGGGGGUAAAGGGAAAGAGGUGUAGGGCCGCCGGCCGGCGGUAUGGGUUCAAGCCGGCGGCUCAAAUGGGGGAAAAGGAGCGAGAGGGGUGGUUGGAUGGCUUGUGGUGGGCUGGUGGGGGUGGGUUUUCUUUUUUAAUUUAUAAAUUAAUUUAAUUAUUAAGUAGUAAAAUGAGAAUUAGAGGUUAAUUAGAAGAGAUUAGAGGUUAAUUAAGUGUAUUAGUAGGACAAGGUUGUUUUAAACAAAAAAAAAAAUUAAGUUUGGAUUUUCUUUUACAAAAAAGCUUUUAAAAGGUUUUUUUUCGCAAAACAGUGCAUUUAAAAGUUUUUUUUGACAAAUUUGCCAAUUAUGGAACAAUUUCAUGAGAUACAAAGAGUAUUAGGAAGUCUUAGACAACAUAACUAACAGGCUAAAGUCGUAUCACCUAAUCAAAAGUAAUUCCUAAAUCCUCUAACUAAUGUAGAUAGGGA